Molecule: messenger RNA, 1819 nt
Organism: Botrytis cinerea B05.10
Lineage: Eukaryota; Fungi; Ascomycota; Leotiomycetes; Helotiales; Sclerotiniaceae
Exons: 1
Coding region: 98-1351 (417 amino acids)
Source: RefSeq, a predicted model, not a curated record
GAUUCCUUUCAAAAACUUCUAACAACACUUAAUUCAUCCUAUCAGUGUUCAUAUUUAUUCUGAUAACUCCAAGCCACAUCAGAACAUCACCGUCAAAAUGGUUCAGAAACGCACUAUUGAGGUUGUGAUACCACAAACAUCAAGUCAAAGCAUUAAUUCGAUCAUAAAGUCCAACAAGAUGAUAUCACAAACCACACCAGAGACUUCUUUGGCCACGGUUGACGAAGAGAAAGAUUUAUGUAGUCCUAGUUCUUUACGUCAUACAGAUGGCGAAUUGCAGACCAAAUUAGAUAAUGGCAAAAUUUCCUCGGUUUCUAACUUGAUGGGACAUUUCUUUUCGGGGGCCAGAGAAAAAGAAAAGGAAAAGGAAGAUGCAGAGGUUGUCUAUGGCGCCAGCCCUCCACAUUGUACGAACAAUCAGCCAGAGUGUGAUGGAGAUAAUCGUCAAGCAAUAGCAACUUCUGACAAUAGAAGAAGAGAGGAGAUAAAACUGAAGGAGGUUCAUAAUACGUAUGGUACUAGUUUUCCACAUCGAGUAGAUGCCCAAGUGAGAUUCGAGCUCGACAAUUUCGAGACCUCGUCGGCAUCCAAUGAAUCAAAUUCGGAAAUGACACCUGCUUCUUCAUCGGUUGAUGAGGUGGAAGGAAAUCUUAUUGAUCUAUAUGAUGAUGGCUCUCGACGCUAUACUGGCGAGGAAUUCCUUUCUGAUGAGUUUGAACCAAGUCAAGCACCACAAUCUUUCGUUGUCGAACAGUAUCCAUACACGCAGACGAAAACAGCUGCUUCUUCUCCGCAAAGCCAUCACGCGCCAAAAUCUUUCACCAUCGAACAAGAUCCAUACACACAGAUAAGAGCAGCAGCAGCUUCUCCGCAAAUUCAUCAUGCUCCAUCUGCAAAUGUCAUACUCACUUCUACGCGUCUGAUACCCAAGCACGAAGUUUUCUUACACACCCUCCCCGCAAAAACCGCAUCUGUCCCACAUGUCCGGGCUUGGAUUUCCAGCUGGUUUUCCGGCCGCGACAUCUUGUUCACGGUCCCAUGGGAAGAAGAGGAAAUCAGUCUCAAACAAUAUAUCAAUUGCAUCUCCUGGAGCGGAAACGAUGUACAUACUAGCAAUUAUGACAGUUUGGAAAAAGAUCUGAGAGGCUGGAUGUUAGGAUGCCAUGCGAGACCGAUCGUGAGGGAUAUUGAGAAGGCGAGGAAUGUGGAGAGGGAGAGGAGGUGGGAGGCGGGGAUGAAGAGGGUUGAGGAUUUUCUUUAUGGGGCGGUGGUUAUGGGGGUCGUGGGGUUGGUUUUGAUGGUUUGCCUGCCGUGUCGUUGUCAGAGGCAGGGGCAGGGGCAGGGGCAGUGAUUUGGUUGGUUGGUUGGUCGGUUUUCUCUUCGUGGGUGUUGUGAGUUGAGUUUUGGUGGUGUCUAUAAAGGGUUAUUGGGGGGGGGGGGGGGGCGGGGGGGGGGGCGAAAGGAUGACGGAGAAGGAUCCAAGGUCGUGGUACUUACUGCUUCAAGAGACUUUGCAUACGUACUAAGCAAUUCUCACAAUAAAAACAUAGAACUUCCCUCUUUAAAUAUGAUCUAUGCCAAUACGCGAGCAGGGAAACAAGGAAUCUCGACAACUAGGCCAAAUUCCCCAUUCAGUGUUCGAGAAGCCAUAAAAUUCUUAGAUCCUGAGCAGAGACGCAGAGUACACUCACGAAGCAGAAAGGCACAGAGGGAAAGAUGAUCCACGUUUCAAGAUUGAUAAAGACGAAUCCUUGAUUUCCACGGAGACAGACGUAGUGAUAACCGAUGAGAUCGAUUGCCAGUUAAUGAAACCGAUUGA